UGUUUUUCCCUUUCAAAGCAAUACUGCAGCAAGAAACACAGUCAAUUGCCUCACAUCCUGUGUUUGUUGAGGAAGUGGCCCAGCCAACUCGUUAGACAGUCAGCCUGAGCGUUAGUUAACAGAUCACUGUCAGAUCAGCAAGAAAAGAGCAGCAGCUGGCCAAAACAGCAAGAAAAUUCACAUAGCUGAAAAUGUUACAAAGAGCAGCGUCUAAUGUGUCAGACAAAACAAGGAGCAACAAACCGAAGCGUUCCACAAGCUUCGGCAGGUUUGAGGGACUCAGACAUCACUCAUCACAUGCCAAAAUAGAGGAAAAUGGGACAACUAUGGUCAGAGAAGAGUGCGACAGUCCAGAUCCCGGCAGAUCAGCUGGACUCGGCAAAAAGAUGAAAGAGAUCUCGCUGACCAUGAGGAGAAAGAUGGGCAAAAAGCACGCCAAGUCACUUUCAGAGGAAACAGGGGAUGACACAGACAAAGACCCAGAAGCAGAGACUGAGAGCAGCCCAGCAGUUGAGAAAAGCUCUGCAAAGACGAGCAACUCCUUGGAGAGUCUUUACAGCGGCCAGAGCUCCUCCAGUGGCGUCACCAGCGAGUCCAACGGUUCCAGUAAGAGAGACAGCCUGAAGCUGGAGGAGGACGGCUCCUACCUGGGUCAGUUCUGCGGCCGGGCUCGGGUCCACACCGAUUUCGUUCCCAGUCCUUACGACACAGACUCACUGAAACUGAAGGUUGGCGACAUCAUCCACAUCAUCAGGAAGCCUCCGAUGGGCAUCUGGACUGGCAUGCUCAAUAACAAAGUUGGCAACUUUAAGUUUAUCUACGUGGAUGUCUUGGCAGAGGAGGAGAAAGAAGAAGAGGAGGAAAGUCCAAAGAUCAGAGAGCAGAAGCUGUGCAAGAGGCCACGACCUAAAACGCUGCUGGAGUUACUGGAGCGGCUGAACCUGGAGGAAUACGCCUCUGCCCUGUUGCUGAAUGGCUACCAGACAGUGGAGGACCUGCUGCACCUACAGGAGAAACACCUGAUAGAGCUGAACGUCAAGGACCCCGAGCACCGGCGGAAGCUGCUCGCUGCCGCCGACUUCCGCUACAUAGAAGGUGAUGAUACGAGCAAUGCAGAGGAGCACAGAUCUUCCCACGGCCAGCAGGAGGAAGACAGCGACUGUCCCAGAGACUCAGGCUGCUUCAUCCCGUCUGAGUGUUCGGAUACUAAGGAGGACGCAGAGCACGUCGCAGACACAGCGGAGGCAUGAGGCGCUUGGCUUAUGGCUUGGCUUGGAAUAUGAAGCCACACAUUUUUCCAAUAAUUCUGAUCAGAAGGACUCUGAGAAAUUUGGAAUAUAAAGUCACUUUUUUCCAAUAAUUCCGAUGAAAAAGAAAUCUAAAAAUCCUCUCAACAUGUAAUGUUUACACCUUGUGUUCUGACCUGGAGCUUGUACAAUGCGGGAGUGCUUUAUAAGAUGAAUGAAGAGGGGAUUACAGAACAGAUGUUCAAAGUGUAAUCUCAUCCUUGUGUUGCAUUAUGAAAGUAAAGUUUUCUUGAUGUCAAAGAAGUUAGUUUAUUGAUAUGAAGUCAGUUAUAUUUAUUAUAUUCCAAAUGAUCCAGUGUUUUGCCUGCAAUAGUUUUAAGCCUUUAUUUGUUACAGAUGAAUCACUUUUAUAUUUCCCAUCACAUCCAGGCCCAGCCCUUUGCAUUCACUCCUUCUUUCCUCUGAAUGUGGUGGUUCUGGUGAAUUUGUCUGGCUGAUGGUCUAUAUUACAUAUGUAUAUAAUACAUGUAUUAUUUUGAGCAUGAGUUUGAAUGAGAGUGUCUGUUUGUGUGUUUGUAAAAGAGUAAACCCUACGCUAAGUACAUAUGUAUUUAUCUGUUUUCACAACCUUUUGUAAAUAAAUCAAUAAAACAUAUAAAGUUAUAUUAU
Molecule: messenger RNA, 1916 nt
Organism: Gambusia affinis (western mosquitofish)
Lineage: Eukaryota; Metazoa; Chordata; Actinopteri; Cyprinodontiformes; Poeciliidae
Product: SAM domain-containing protein SAMSN-1-like
Exons: 8
Coding region: 192-1250 (352 amino acids)
Molecular function (GO): protein binding
Source: RefSeq, a predicted model, not a curated record